Messenger RNA from Gavialis gangeticus (Gharial), 2202 nucleotides. RefSeq lists its product as uncharacterized. Lineage: Eukaryota; Metazoa; Chordata; Crocodylia; Gavialidae. The record is from RefSeq and is a predicted model, not a curated record. The coding region runs from base 37 to 2046 and encodes 669 amino acids. The transcript is spliced from 8 exons.
UUACUGCUAUGCUUUUGUGUUUUAGGGCCAGGCACAAUGACUGAUACAGAGCUGGACAAUGACGGUGCUGCCCUUGAAGACCAGAAGGAUGAAAAUGCUGAAUCCAACACAGAGGAGACAAAGCAGCAGCCAUCCCAUUCUGAGACUGCAAGAGCUUGGGAAAAGGACCACUGCGAUUACCUCUUAGACUCUAUUGAUGCUCAGCUCAGCCAGCUGGAGUGGCAGGGCUCUGGGGCAAGAAUUACAUGCACCAGCCCAGAAGUGGAGCAUAUCUCCCUGGAGUGUUCACCUGAUGCCUCACCCAUGGCAGAGAUGAAAGGAUGCUAUGGAACUAAGGAUAUCAUCUCCUUGGGUGAAGUUGGUCCCUCUCAGAAAGAUGAAUACAGCUGGAGGAUGAGGAACCUCCUUGGCUCUGAGCUGACCCCAGAAAAUCUGAGCUACCAGAGUGACUCGAAUUCCAUUUGUACAGAGGACUUUGCCACCAGGUUUGAGGAAGACAUGGUCGACCCUCUAGUGAAUUUUGAUGAGGAAGGUGGUGUGCUUGCUUUUGACUUCUCAACUGAGAACUCCACUGGGGAGGGAACUGCUGUAGGAAUGACAGCAGGAAGCACUGGUCCUUCUUUCUGUGUGAAGGAAUGUGAAAACACAUUGGAGGUUCUCACAAGCCAUAGGCAAAGAAAGCAUGAGUACCUGCAGCAGCCUAAGGAGGAGUUGGAAGAUGACUUAUCGGUGGCUUCAACUAGUGGUGUGGAAAGGCCCCAAUUUGUAAGCACUAGGAACAGGAGAGAGAGCCUGGAGUCUUUGGGAGGAAGGAUAUCCAGGCUGAGCCAGAGCAACACCAUGCACACAUCAAGCAGCAUGGGCACAGAGAGGGCCAGCUCCACAGGUAUUUGGACCUGUGGUCAUUUGACCCUGGAAUUGGUGAGGACCCCUGAAGAAAGUGCUUCAUGGCCCACAAUGCAAGGGAGUGAAGGCCUGGAGGGUUCAUCCAGAUGGGCUCAGCCUCUCCCUGGAGGGAGCAGGUUGCUGUUUGAAGAGCUGAGUCCUGGACAGCUGUUCAAGGCUCUAGGUGUCUCUGCUAGCCACACCAGGUCCUGGGAUGGAAGAACAGCUCAGAGUCCAUCCACAAGAAGACAGGCUGAACAUCGGCACAUCUCCUCAGAUCACCCCUCUCACACCACCACACUCAAAUCCACCUCCAAUGGCUCUUCCCUAGCCUCUGAAGGGCAGAUGAGAUCUCAGCGCAUAACCCUCCUGCAGACCAGUCAAGGGCUAUCCCCUGAGCUAGGGAAGCCCAUGGAACAGUGGUCAGCAUUGCAAAGCUCAGCUGUGAACAACCAUUUGUCUAGUAGACCUGAAAGUGCCCAGAUGCCCCCAGGUAAAGCCAAAGACAUCUGUGGUCUAACACAGGAUAGGUCUUGGGAUGUGAACGCUCUCCCUGCAUUCAGUCGACAAGAUCCCAGAACAGAUACAGAACUGACACAGCAGGAGGCAGUGACUCCCUCACGACAGUCUGGAAAGGACAUUGCUUAUGCGGUGGAAAGUGAUGGCAUAGAAGAAGUUUGGGCUAGCUCUGAGCUAGAGCAUCAGCCAGCAAAGAGGAGAGCUUGCUGUCCAAAUCCUUGUCCUGACUCAGACACCAGAAUCCCUAAGAGUUGUGGCCUGAACUUGGCUCCAGACAGUAGUUCUUCAGUGCCCAACAAAGACAAGCAUGUGGCUGUUCCUGACUACAACAGCAAUACACUUCAUUCGCCCCUGGGGGACUCAUUGGGGUGCUUAGACUCCAGCAAUGAUGAAGAGGAGGAGGAAAAGGAGUGUCUGCAAUCUAAUGACAGUACACAUUGGAGGAGCAGCAGCCUUACAAGAGUGAGCUUGAGCCCAAGCAGAGCAGCAGCAUCCAGUUGGAAGCAAGCUAAGAGGGAAAUCUGCCUAGACUACAAGCUCCACCCAAGCUCUGCAUGGUCCAGAGCAGCCCCCACAGUGGAGGUACUCACUGCCAACAAGGUGAUCCUGGAGGAAUCCAUUGCCAAACUGCGGCAGGUAUGAUGGCUCCUGAUUCAAUAAGUAGGGAUGAAAACCAAAAUAGCACGUACAAAAGGGAUGGGCCCAGAAGGAAGUUGAAGUUGGGGUUGGGCCAAGAAGGAAGGGAACACAACUUCCUGAAACUAACACUAAUUAUUUAUAGGCACGUCUUGCAUACAG